AUGCUUUCAGAAAACUCUCGAAAGUACUCACUAGGAGUCACACCACGCGCCGCCCUUUCUCGUGUCGACGCCACGUCGACACCCUCUUUGGACGUUCCGCAGAAGACAACAAAUCGUCGAUUCUCACUCGCCGCCACCUUCCUCGACGCGACAAAAUCGAAUCGAAAGACAUCGUUGUGUGUUGAAAAAGACUAUCUCAACCACAAUCGAGUAGUCCGCCCGGCGUCGGCCGCCAUCGUCGACACCGACCACCUGAAUCGUCCGCUUUUUUUCGAGCGAAACGAGGAGAAGGCGAGCUUUCGAAGCGCGCGUAGCGAUUCCAUCAAACCCCAGGCGAAGAGCCGUCGAAUGGGACGAGCGAUGAGGGUGAUUGUGGUCGGAGGUAAAAAAGUCGGAAAGACCGCCAUUUUGAGACAAGUCGCGUGUGUUGAGGAUAUUACGAAUAAGCCAUACGAAGCGACAAUCGAAGACACGUAUCAAGUGUUGCUCGAAGAGCCCGACAAAGCCCGCGAAAUUCUGAUACUCCACGAUACGGCGGGCGUCUCGAAUUACGGUCCAAUUGAGCUGAAAAAAGCCUAUGUUCAGGCGGCGGACGCGUUUGUGCUGGUCUACUCAUCAGCCGAUUAUGAGUCAUUUAAUCGAGUCGAUUUGUUGAAGAAAUGGAUUGAUCGACAGUUUGGAAAGGAUAAGAAAGAGGUCCCUAUCGUGGUUUUGGCGAAUAUGAGAGACCGACCGGCGACAGUGGAUAGUGCAUUCGCUCAUAGUUGGGCGGCACGUGAGAAAGUGAAAUUGUUCGAAGUGACGGCGAAAGACAGACAGAGUCUUGUCGAUUUCAUUCAUUACGUCGGACAUCGACACUUUCAUCCAACUAAAGAAUCGAAAUUCUCGCUCUCGAAAAAGCUCAAAUCGGAAAAGUCGACGAAUCCGGCGAUUCUAAUGGACUUUUAA
Messenger RNA from Caenorhabditis remanei, 948 nucleotides. RefSeq lists its product as uncharacterized. The coding region runs from base 1 to 948 and encodes 315 amino acids. The transcript is spliced from 6 exons. Gene Ontology annotation, biological process: canonical NF-kappaB signal transduction. Lineage: Eukaryota; Metazoa; Nematoda; Chromadorea; Rhabditida; Rhabditidae. Gene Ontology annotation, molecular function: GTP binding; GTPase activity. The record is from RefSeq and is a predicted model, not a curated record.